Molecule: messenger RNA, 4875 nt
Organism: Ostreococcus tauri
Lineage: Eukaryota; Viridiplantae; Chlorophyta; Mamiellophyceae; Mamiellales; Bathycoccaceae
Exons: 1
Coding region: 1-4875 (1624 amino acids)
Cellular component (GO): cell wall; plasma membrane
Source: RefSeq, a predicted model, not a curated record
AUGAUUCCGUACUCGAGCGAGGACCGAUGCGAUUCGGCGAGCGGGUUCAACGCGUACUACGGUGCAGCAUUUCAGGAGAACAUCACCGUCGACGGCAAUCAAAAUCUACAGACACUCGCGCUCGGCGAGGCGGUCGCCAUCGAUGGAUUCUUGGAAGUCGUCAAUAAUCCUUUCCUCGUGACGCUCAACGUCAGUAACCUCAAACACGUCGGCAUGCACGUCAAUCUGACGAACAACGCCGACACGCUUCUUCGGGUGCACGCGCAGUGCUCGGAUGCCUCGGACGUUGAUUUCGUUCGCGACUUGGUCGUAAACGAAGCGCGUCGAUCGAGCUCGUCGAUGACGUACGGCGCCUUUACGUGUUACUCGCGCCGUUGUCGAUGCACGAGUUACGAAGGAUAUCCCUGCCAAAUCCCAACUUCGAUUGGCGAGACGUAUAGCUACUGUGCGUCUCAUAACUGCAUGCAGUCAGUUUCCGUACCGCGUCUCGAACCGUAUACGAGCACGGACGUGUGCACGCACUCCAUCAUGGACGAGACGACGGGCGUCUUCAACGGCACCUUGGUCGUCGACGCGCCGUCGCAACGAGUGCCGUCGCAACGAGUCAGUGACACGUAUAAUCUGUAUCUAGGUGACAAUUUCGACGCGCUCUCGCGAGUCGAGGGGGACUUGGUGCUCUCUCGAGCGGCGUUCGACAUGUACCGGUACUCCCGAUAUGGAUACAGUCGAAAACCAUUCUCCAAACUGGCCUCGAUAACGGGUGGUUUACGAAUCACAAAUCUCAACGAAGAAGUAAAUUUCUGGUACGCGAACAGCGGUGUCAGCAAUCCAAUCUCAUCGUUCAAUUUUACGUCGUUGACGAACAUCGGCGGCGAUUUGGACGUGCGCGACAACGUCGGUCAGAUGACGCGACUGAAUUUGGAAUCGCUCACCUCUGUGGGUGACAACGUUCAAAUCUCCAACAAUCCAGCGAUCCGUCAAGUUACGUUUUCGUCGCUUCAGAUCGUGAACGGCACUCUUGUCAUUCGCAAUCUCGCGACGGAGGCGCGCGUCCACGCGCCAUGCGCCUUGGUAUCGACGGGAUUGAUUGACGCCGUCGUUCAAUCUACGGCGAGUCGCGCGGCGUCUGAGAUUUCCGUUGCAUCAACCUUGUACUGCGUGAAGACGCGGUGCACGUGUCCGCUUUCAAACAAUUACUGUUAUCCGUACGAGCUCGUCGCGUACUCCGCUGCCUACGUGUGCGAAGACGUCUACGAUUCCGGAACUGGACGCAUCGACGCCGACGUCGUCGUCGACGGCAACGCAGACCUGUGGUCCUUCUACUUUGAUUCCGUCAAGACGAUCAGUGGCGAACUUCGGCUGACGAGCAAUCCGCAACUCUCGGAGAUUCGAUUGCAAGCGCUCACGACCGUCGGAAAGUCGCUCUACGUGAAGGAUAACGGUGCAAGUCAAUGGAACGGCGUAACCGCGUACGUGUCGCAGUGCGUAUCCAACGCUCCGAUCUCAUACGCCGUGAACGCGUCGUUCCGCUCGACGUCAGCCUUUGAAGCGUCGAGACUGUUUCAUCGGAGCAGUUAUCUUUCCGAUGAGCAGUGUUUCGCGCCACCCGCGCCACCGUCACCGCCCGCGCCGCCGUCACCGCCGCCGCCGCCACCACCCGCACGAGUGGUGAUAGAGGCGUCGGUGAGUCUCAUCGGCUACGACGCGAGCACGUUUGGACAAGCGCAACGCGUCGCCUUCAUCGCGAUUGUCGCCGCGGAAUUGAGCCUCGAUCCGGGCGCGAUUGCCAUUACGAGCGUGACGAAUUACGCGCCGGCUGGGCGUCGCCGCCGACGCCGCUUGCAACAAGCGCUCUCCGGCGUGACGGUGGCCUUCAAGAUUGAAGUGAUAGAUUACGCGUCGGCCACGAGCGCGGUGGGACCGUCGCUCGAUGCGCUCAUGACGGCGCCCGCGGAGGGGGGUUCGUCGGCGACGCCACCGCUCUUGGCGCUUCUGCAGAGCGACGCACGCUUGUCAUCCGUCGCGAGCGUGACUUCGUACACGCCGGCGACGUACACGUGUACCAACGCCGCCGGAACUUUCGCCGUGGGGGUGGCGACGAAGGACAACGGCGCCGACGUCGGUGGAUGCGCGCAAACUCCGUGCACGUUGUACCCGAACCGUUGUCUCGCCAACGGCGCCGGAUGCACCGAGGGGAGUUGGCUCACCGGGUGCGUCGCGUGCAAGAUUGAUUAUUAUCGAAGCGGCGGGAACUGCAAACGGUGCGGUGACAACACCGCGGCGAGCGCCGCCGCGGUCGCCGUUGUCACCGUCCUCGCUGGUCUCGUUGGCUACCGCGCGGCACAAAUCCUCGACAACACAUCCACCGCUCUCAUCAAGGGUAUAGUGUCUUCGAUGCAGUACAUCAGCAUCAACGUCGAUGUGAACAUCAAGUGGCCGGACGAAAUCAUCGCCAUAGGUCGGUGGUUUUCCUCCGUCAAUCUCAACAUUGACAUCAUCGCCCCCGAGUGCGUGUCGGGAAACUUCAACUGGUACUACAUCUUUUGGACGGGCGCGGUGAUCGUCCCGGCGAUGCUGGCACUGAUUUUGGCGUUGCGUCAACUGUACCUGAGGCGCGCGUACGUGCGUACGGUGAUUUCCAUCGACGGCGACGACACUGGAUACUUUGUUCGAGCUCACACUUUUUUCUCGCGUCGCGAAGUGAAACGGUUCCAUUCUCCGGACGGCUCUCUCGUCAUCGCAGAGCUCCAGCGACAGUACCAGAAGCGCGUGGCCGUGCGUACUUUUGCCGUUCUCGCUCUCACGGUGAUGUACCUUCCAGUCGUGCGCUUGUGUGUGCAGUCGUACGAGUGCAUUUACCACGGAACGGGAUACGUGCUCGAACACGACACCGAUUUACCGUGCGAUGCGCCGUUUCAUCGCUUCACGCAAGCCGUGGCGUCGCUCAUUCUACUCGUCGUCGGUCUCGGCGUACCCUUCAUAGUGCUCGCGCGCGUUCGGUCGCUCCGACUACGAGGCGGGCUCGACGGCGCGCGAGAGCUCACGUCGUGGGGCGCGCUCUACGACAUUUACCGUCGUCCUCUCGACGACGACGAUCUCGAGGACGAAGAGAAGAGAACUCACGCGACGGCGACGACGGAGGAGAAAGGAGGCGGCGACUCGUCAUCUACUGGCGCAUCAAAGGCGACGCCUUCAACGAUUGAACGCGCGGAUAGUGUGGCGCACAAGCGACCGCCGACGAGGUUUGAGCGCGUCGGCGCGCUUCUCGCCGUGCACUACCUCACGGUAGAGCUCAUACAAAAGUUCGUCGUCGUCGUGUGCACGUCGCCGCGCGCGGCUGACGUCGCCGCGGGCCUACUCGUCGUCGUCUACGCCGCUUUCGCUGCGUUUGUGUACUGGACCCAACCGUGGCGCGACAUCUCUCUGAGAAUCUUCGGUCGCGUCUUAACGAACGCGCUGAAUCGCGUCGAAGUGUUCGCCCUGCUGAUGCAGAGCGUCCUCGUGAUCAUUCCGUGGGUGAUGAACGGCGCGGCGUCCGCGGUCGCGUCGUCGCUCUUGACGACGAUGAUCGUCUUUUUGCUCAUCCUUCGCACCGCGAUGUUCAUAUCUGAGCGUCUGUCCGUUUUACGCGAGCGCAAGGUUGGUGGUGUCGACGGCGAAAAUUCCGAGGUUACGCGCCGGCGAACGUCCGAACGCAUGCUGGAGCUGGCGAUGAAGGGUGACGAGACGCGUUUGCACGCGCUCAAGGCAAAGGUUGUGAAAGCGAGAAAUCGCCUCAAGGCGCGAUACGAGUCCACGCGCGACGCCAUCAUGCUGCGCGCCGCUUCUGGACAAGGAAAUCGCGCGAUGCUCGAGCUCGCGCGAGGGAUAAUGGAGAGCGCGAAUCGAAUCAACCCCAAGGACGCGCCGAGUGGCACCGCGGGGGCCAACAUACGCGCCGCGCUCAAACUCGUGGAUGGCGCGAGCGCUGAAAUGGACGCCGUCUCCAACCCCGAGGAAGCGAAGAAUGCAUCUUCGUCGUCGCUCGAGCUCACGAGAAUGAUAUCGGCGCAUCAGCGCGCGAUACACGAGCUCGUCAAGCUCGCACGAGAGUACGCCGACGCCGAGCGAGUUCAGGAGCUCAUUCGCGUCGCGAAUGAGAUUAACAAUCUCAAGCGCGCCGUGCAGACGCUUCCGAAUCGACUCGGCGAGCGCGAGGCGGAGGAUUUGAUGUCAACGCUCGGCGGCGAUGCGUGCCUCGGCUCGAUGCACCGCGCCGUCGCGGAAGGCGACGUCGAGGCUUUCGCCGAAGCCGUCGCGCGCGCCGCCGCGGCGACUCUGAGUUUUGUACACUGGUGCGAGAGCGAGAGCGAGAAACUCGCCGUGAGCGUGGACGACGAGUCGCUCGCCGAGGUGGAGUCAACCAUACUUCGCGUCGCUCAAAGUGCCCUCGUUGGGCGCUCGACGGCGACGAUGCAUCGCGUGCGAGCGUUCACUCAACCGUGGCGGGCGGUUGCGAUCGCUUUGUCGAAGAACAAGUGGGACGCCGCCGUCGCGGACGUCCGGCGACACAACGAGGAAAUGGCGCGCGCGACGCUGAGGAAUGACUUCGACGCGACGGAGCGAUCUUUCACCGCAGCGCACGACGCCGUGGAAACUUUCAUCGCUUGGUGCGGCAAAGCGAAGCAAACCGUCGCGUCGAGCUUGACCGCGAAGGAUUCGGCGACGACGCGCGAUUCGGACGUGGUCGACGUCCUCGCGCUCGCGCUCACUGAAAUCGAACGAUGCGAAAGCACCGCGAGAGAUCCGUCGAUUGGUAUACUCAAAGCUGCGGCCAACGUGAAGUCGAAAAAAGGGCGUCCCCGUCAACUCGGUGCGGAUGUGCUGCACGCCUAG